AUGCCUCUCGGAAUUCACAAUCCGUUACCUUCAUCGUUAGGAAGCGAAUGUAGAAAGGCGGGCAAAAUCCUCGCCUCCUUUGUCGAUCCACGACAAGCGUUUGGGCCCGAUAAAGUGAUUCCUCCGGAGAUUUUGGCAGGAGCCAAGGGUCUCGCCGUUCUUACUGUCCUGAAAGCUGGAUUUUUGGGCUCAGCUCGGUUCGGUUCUGGUGUCGUCGUCGCUCGACUAGCUGAUGGAACCUGGUCUGCUCCGUCGGCCAUUGCCACUGCUGGUGCUGGGUUCGGAGGUCAGAUUGGGUUUGAGUUAACCGACUUUGUGUUUAUCUUGAACGAUGCCGCAGCCGUCCGGACCUUCUCGCAGGUCGGGACCCUGACGCUAGGUGGAAACGUUUCGAUCGCUGCUGGACCGGUCGGACGAAACGCGGAAGCUGCUGGUGCGGCUAGCACAAAGGGUGUGGCGGCAGUGUUCUCAUACUCCAAGACCAAGGGUCUCUUUGCCGGUGUCAGUCUGGAGGGAAGCAUGCUGGUGGAACGUAAGGAUGCGAACGAGAAGAUGUACAACAGCCGGGUUUCGGCACGCCAGCUCCUCAGCGGAACCAUUCGACCUCCCCCGGGCGCGGAUCCUCUCCUGACCGUAUUGAACUCGCGUGCGUUCUACGGCAAUUCCCGGAAUGGUAGUGAUAUGUACAACGACAUCCCCGUUUAUGAUGACAGCCAUGACGAUGUGGUUUGGGAGGGCCGCAGGGGCGAGGCGUACGGCGAAGGAACGCGGCGCGACCGCACUGGGUUCAGUGGCUCAGGUUCAGAUGACUUCCGGGACCGGCCCCGCCGUGCGAAUACAUGGGCAGACGAUAUAUAUGAUCGACCUGCUGGAGGGUUGAGCCGUUCAUCGACUACUCGGUACAGCGGUCGCACCGACAAUUACGACUCCUUCAACCGCAGCCGGAGCAAUACCACCCCAAUCGACGAGGACUAUGUAUAUUCUGACCGCAAGCCUAGCCGACCCACAGCUCCAAAACCGGUGUUUGGACAGCGGACCGGGGCGGCUCCUGCUCUACGCCAGGACCAGGCCAUAGCACUGUACACCUUUGAUGCGGACCAGGAAGGUGACUUGGGUUUCAAGAAAGGAGACAUCAUUACCAUCCUCAAGAGGACUGACAAGAAAGAGGACUGGUGGACCGGGCGGAUCGGGAGUCGCGUUGGCAUUUUCCCAAGUAACUAUGUCGAAACUGCUUAG
Aspergillus niger is the source of this 1236-nucleotide messenger RNA. RefSeq lists its product as uncharacterized. Gene Ontology annotation, cellular component: actin cortical patch. Gene Ontology annotation, biological process: actin filament bundle assembly; actin cortical patch localization. The transcript is spliced from 4 exons. The record is from RefSeq and is a predicted model, not a curated record. Lineage: Eukaryota; Fungi; Ascomycota; Eurotiomycetes; Eurotiales; Aspergillaceae. The coding region runs from base 1 to 1236 and encodes 411 amino acids. Gene Ontology annotation, molecular function: actin filament binding; phosphatidylinositol binding.